This is a messenger RNA of Photinus pyralis (common eastern firefly), 605 nucleotides long. Its product is annotated as 40S ribosomal protein S13. The transcript is spliced from 3 exons. Gene Ontology annotation, cellular component: nucleolus; ribosome; cytosolic small ribosomal subunit. Gene Ontology annotation, molecular function: small ribosomal subunit rRNA binding; structural constituent of ribosome. Gene Ontology annotation, biological process: translation. The coding region runs from base 98 to 553 and encodes 151 amino acids. The record is from RefSeq and is a predicted model, not a curated record. NCBI's taxonomy places the organism in Eukaryota, Metazoa, Arthropoda, Insecta, Coleoptera, Lampyridae.
AAAAAAAGAAGUCUACGAAUAGCCACUUCCUCUUUUAGGUUGCGCUUUGACAACUUGUAUUUACCUGGAUUGUUAGAAGAAUAUACUUUCCGUUAAAAUGGGUCGUAUGCACACUCCUGGAAAGGGUAUUGCACAGUCUGCAUUACCAUAUAGAAGAAGCGUUCCAACAUGGCUCAAAUUGACCGCGGAGGAUGUGAAAGAUCACAUCUUUAAGUUGGGCAAGAAGGGAUUGACUCCUUCCCAAAUAGGUAUCAUUUUGAGGGAUUCGCUCGGUGUCGCUCAAGUACGAUUUGUGACUGGUAAUAAAAUUUUACGCAUCAUGAAGGCAAUGGGUUUAGCUCCUGAUCUACCCGAGGAUUUGUAUUACUUAAUCAAAAAGGCAGUUGCAAUUCGUAAACAUUUAGAACGCAACAGGAAAGAUAAAGACAGCAAGUUCCGUUUAAUUUUGGUCGAAUCUCGUAUUCAUAGACUUGCGAGAUACUACAAGACCAAAAGUGUAUUAGCACCAAAUUGGAAGUACGAGUCGAGCACAGCGUCAGCGUUAGUUGCUUAACUUUUGUAAUGUAUGACAUACUUUAAUUCUUUAAUAAAAUCCAUAAAUUUAU